This is a messenger RNA of Gilbertella persicaria, 1878 nucleotides long. RefSeq lists its product as uncharacterized. Gene Ontology annotation, cellular component: P-body; PAN complex. Gene Ontology annotation, biological process: nuclear-transcribed mRNA poly(A) tail shortening; mRNA processing; protein phosphorylation. Lineage: Eukaryota; Fungi; Mucoromycota; Mucoromycetes; Mucorales; Choanephoraceae. The record is from RefSeq and is a predicted model, not a curated record. The transcript is spliced from 11 exons. The coding region runs from base 5 to 1870 and encodes 621 amino acids. Gene Ontology annotation, molecular function: poly(A) binding; metal ion binding; ATP binding.
AGUGAUGCAUGGUUUUGUUGUGACCUUUUUCUUCUUUCUUUCCCUUUUUUUUUCUAUUUGUAUUAUGGAGAAAUCACUUGGUAGAGAAAUAGUCUUGCCUUCGCAAUUACCUUCAGCUAUUCCUAUUAGAGAUCCUUCUUCUGAAGAAACAGUUGAACCUACAAAAAAAGUGGUUUUGAAACCCACUUUAAAAGGCAAUGGGAAUUCAAAAAGACUGUGUCGUAAUGUCAUAAUCCAUGGCUAUUGUAAAUAUGAAGGCAAAGGAUGCGAGUUUAAUCAUGAUUCGAAUAAGGUCACUUCUCCUCAAACCAGUCCAGAAAAUAAAAACAAAAUACGAUCCCCCUCUAUCAACUCUUUUGUCACUGCAGACAGUGUCAAUGCACCUGAAUUUGUGCCUCGAUUUGCAGCAGACGCAACGAUACAAGAUACAAAUCUUCCAUCCUCACCUUCUUCACCACAAAUAACCAAUGGGUUGUCACAACUCAAUCUAUCGAAUGAUCAUGCAACCCAACCACCACCACCACCCUCUCCUUCACGUUUAUUGACGACAGGAUUCAAUAUGGACCCUUAUUUCUAUAUGAACACACCCUCCAUGUUUCCAAGACAACCUUUACAACAUCAUUUAUAUGCGCCUCCAUUACCCCACACAUCCAACUUAUUACCACACCAAAGAACCAUUCAAUCCUUUUUCAUAUCAGAUCAAAUUCGACAACUACUCACACAACGGAAUGAAGCACAACUCAUGACAUCAUCUAAUGGAGAUGUACCAUUAGAAGUACAUGUCUAUCAUUCCCUUGUCUUGUUAGAUUCGCCUAAUGCAGAGCAUACGUUGUUUUAUGGCCACCCUUCUUUUGUGUACAAAGCCACAUGUUCUCUCGAUGGACGUACUUAUGUACUUGUUCGAAUCCAAUUUCGAUUGGUGAAUGAAUUAGCUAUGUCGGUAGUUGAAGCAUGGCGCCGUAUUCGUCAUUGUAAUAUUGUGUCUGUGCGCGAAUCAUUUACGACCCGUGCGUUUGGUGAUUCAUCCUUGAUGUUUGUGUAUGACUAUCAUCCUUGUUCAACCACACUAGAGGCUACACAUCCACAACAAAGUGUGCCUGAGGCGACAUUAUGGAGUUACAUGACUCAGAUUGGAUCUGCUUUAAAGACCAUUCAUGGAUCUGGAUUGGCCGCACGUACAAUUCAUCCAAAAAAGAUUUUAUUGACAGGCAAAAACAGAGUGCGUUUAAGCGGUUCGAGUAUUUUGGAUGUGAUUGAAUACGAUACGUUGAAUGUGGCUCGACAACAACAAGAAGAUCUGUUAUCGUUUGGUCAGUUGAUACUUGGAUUAGCAUCCAAGGGAACAUCACGGUCUUUUGAGCAUGUAGCUCAUCAUUAUUCGGCCGAGUUCAAUAAUGUACUGCUGUAUCUAUUAAGUCAACCUGCCCCGACAAAGACAGUGGAUGAAGUCAUUCGUAUGAUUGGUCCUCGUAUUCUGCAUGAAAUCAACAAUAGCCAAUUUUAUAAUGAUGAAUUAGAAAGUGAAUUGUCUAGAGAAUUAGAAAAUGGUCGGCUUGUUCGACUGAUGGCCAAGAUGGGAUUUAUCAAUGAAAGACCAGAAUUUGAUAUGGAUCCUGGAUGGUCUGAAACAGGAGAUCGUUAUCUGAUCAAAUUGUUUCGUGAUUAUGUAUUCCAUCAAGUCGAUGAAAAAGGUCAACCUGUGGUCGAUAUGGUUCAUGUCUUGACUUGUCUUAAUAAGUUGGACGCAGGUGUUGAUGAGAAGAUCAUGUUGAUGUCUCGAGACGAGCAAUCCUGUUUAAUUGUUAGUUUUAAAGAAAUCAAAAAUUGUAUUAUGUCAGCUUUUAAUGACUUGACAUCAGGAAGAAAAUAAUAAAAGUU